Messenger RNA from Guyanagaster necrorhizus, 1707 nucleotides. RefSeq lists its product as uncharacterized. The transcript has 3 exons. The record is from RefSeq and is a predicted model, not a curated record. NCBI's taxonomy places the organism in Eukaryota, Fungi, Basidiomycota, Agaricomycetes, Agaricales, Physalacriaceae. The coding region runs from base 402 to 1505 and encodes 367 amino acids.
UGCCCUUCGAAAGACGCUACAGCCGUGUCCGUGUCCCCUACCAAAUUCAUCCCGAUAUCUGGAAGGCCAGCGUGCAACAGCGAGAAUAGUUUGCGUUCCCAACACAGACGUAAUCAGUGCAAGAGAGACGGGCCAAAUAUUUCCCACGCUAUUUUGCUUUCAACCACCAUUAUCUCUGCAGCUCUCUAGGCUCGGAUUUUCUUCUACCUCGACGCUUGACGCGACUUUGAGUCACGAACAAAGACGGCUACGACUGCAGAUCAUCUAUAUGCUAUAACGGUAACGGCAGUGUCAUCGUUCUAUGCGAUGGCCACGUUACAAAAUGACGGGAAAUCCACAAAGCGCUAUGCGAAGGUCUAGUACAAAGAUUCUAGCUGCAAAGACAGUUUCAUCAUCAUCAAAUGGACCUAGGACCAUUCAUUUAUAACAAGCCGCGCAAGUUCAUACGAAAUAUCAUGCAUGGUCUGGAUCCAGACCCAUUGCAGACGAUAUAUCCUCCAGCCGCUAUCCAGGAAGACGGCCGAAAAGUCGAGAUAACCGGUCCUCGCUAUCUCGGCUCUUACAGCUGGCUGACCGGCCGAACACCCAGAAUCCUCGUCCCCGGCGCGCCCCGCAUCUGGGUCGACAGACCAACACCCUUCACUCUGUCCCCCGACUCCGGCUUCCAAUCCUGCGACCACAACGCUUACCAGCUCCCCCCCUACCCCCUCCUACCCAUCUUCCUCGCCGUCACCACCACCUUCGACUGGUCCUCCGUGGACGUCGUCGCAGACUGCCACAGCUUCCUCCGUCUCAUCGCCUUCGCCACCGGCCAACGACACGACUUCCGCAUGGACCUGCAGCUCGCCGGGUCCAAGACCGUCUUGUGCACCAGGUGGGAGCCCAAGGUCCUCAUGAGCGCCGACCCGGGCGGGUACGGCCGCAACUUUGAGCGCAUGCUCACGCGCCCUGCGCCUGGGUGCACGAAUGCCGCCUCGCACCACCGAGUGAUCACGUACGACCUUGCGGGGAUGAAGCUCGUCGUGCGGGCCGAGGUCGACGCGUGUUUACCCUCUGGCAAGGCGGCGGCCGCACAUGCGCAACAACAACAACAACCACACGUUCCACCACAGUCCGCCCUGGUGGAGCUGACGACGAAAUCGAAAAACAACUGUUCCCGUGCAUCGAGGAUGGCGUACAAGCACAUGCAGAUGUGUCUCGCGCAGACGCCCAAUCUGAUCUGCGGGACGCACCAGUAUGGUGUGUUCGGCAAGGUGGUGAGGAGGGAAAUGUCGGAUGAGGGGCGGGGCCAGAGGGAGGCGAAGCUUCGGCUGCUCAGAGAUGCUCUGGGGAGCAUCCAGCAGCUGGUGGUCGACGCGGGGCGGGGCGGCAGGUUGACGCUUGUUUAUAAGGAUAGAGUGUUGAAGCUCUAUCGGAGGAGCUCGAUGAACAGUCUGUUGCCUGAAGAGUAUAUGAGGAUGUUCCAGCCGAACGCCUCGGUCUUUUUUCGAUUGUUUAAUAGGUGAUGGUGGCAAAUGACUCUGAGAAUGCGACUAUACGACAGUGCACAGACCGAAGCGGCGUAAAGCAGCAUCACAACUCCCCUCCCUUCUCUCAUAUGAGGCCGGAGACGUACUCUGCCUUUCCUUUCAUCUCAGCGAUAUCUUCAUCUCCCAUCUGAGAGGAUCGAGCGCGUACAUCUCUUCUUACCCGCUCUUUCUCCUGCUC